Phytophthora sojae is the source of this 423-nucleotide messenger RNA. RefSeq lists its product as hypothetical. The coding region runs from base 1 to 423 and encodes 140 amino acids. The record is from RefSeq and is a predicted model, not a curated record. The transcript has 2 exons. Lineage: Eukaryota; Oomycota; Peronosporomycetes; Peronosporales; Peronosporaceae.
AUGGAUGAGCUGGCUCGCGCGGCGCAGCUCGGAAGCAGAUACGUAAUGGAGCACCUAUGCUGGCAAAUACUGAUCCCAGUAAUGGUGCAGAUGUCAUUCCGCCAGGUUCUGGAACUGUCCUACGGAGCAGGAGGCGUAUACCCAACACUCGUUGGCUAUGCCCUCGGUGCCAUUUCCGUGCUGUUCUUCGUCCGCGGUGCCUUCUGGACAGCGCGUCUUGUUCCUGCUAUCAUCUGCCUCAUGGUUCUUUUGCGCACUCUUCACGACCUUGACCGCAAGUCCCUCGAGUGGCUGCUCAUGGUGGCAGCAGCAACCGGAGUUUGCUGUACGUACGUGCAGCUUGCGUCGUUGGAUCUCGUUCGCGAACACUUCGCGUUCAAGGAGACGUCCAAGACCAAGGAUCAGAAGAAGAAACACGACUAA